This is a messenger RNA of Sinocyclocheilus anshuiensis, 2396 nucleotides long. It is a transcript of the gene dab1a, whose product is annotated as DAB adaptor protein 1a. Gene Ontology annotation, biological process: neuron migration. The transcript is spliced from 14 exons. Bases 330 to 2027 code for a protein of 565 amino acids. Gene Ontology annotation, cellular component: intracellular membrane-bounded organelle; cytoplasm. NCBI's taxonomy places the organism in Eukaryota, Metazoa, Chordata, Actinopteri, Cypriniformes, Cyprinidae. The record is from RefSeq and is a predicted model, not a curated record.
ACAGGGUGAAGGGGAAAAGAAGCGCAAAAAUCCCAUCAGCUUUGGUGUGCGAUAGAAAGGAUGUAGUCCAGGUCUGUGGCUGUCUGUCCCCGGCAUGGGAAAGUGGAUUACUGCUCUUCUACAGACGGUAUACGGAGUGACUGCGCGUGGAUUUUUAUCAUGAGAAGUAUGGGAUCUGAACGCACCAGUUUAAAGCCCUUGCUGGGAGUGAGUGAGAUGCCGUGUCGAGGCUAGAGGCAGCGGUGGACUGUUCCCGAGUCAGUGGAAAGCCCCUCUAGAUGAGCCAGUCACAGCCACCCAGCUGCACGGUAAAGGAAUAAGGAUUUAAUAUGUCAACAGAGGCCGAGCUCCAGCCUGCUGCCAGACCCAGCGUCAGAAAGGAUUCCAAGAAGAGAGGGCAGGACCGCAGUGAAGCAGCUCUGAUAAAGCGUUUUAAGGGGGAUGGCGUUCGCUACAAGGCCAAGCUCAUUGGGAUAGAUGAGGUCACUGCUGCAAGAGGAGACAAACUCUGUCAGGACUCAAUGAUGAAACUCAAGGGAAUCACAGCCUCUGCGCGGUCUAAAGGAGAACACAAACAGAAAGUUUUUCUCACUGUGUCCUUUGGAGGGAUCAAGAUCUUCGAUGAGAAGUCGGGGGUUCUUCAGCACCACCAUGCAGUUCAUGAGAUUUCUUACAUUGCGAAAGAUAUCACGGACCACAGAGCCUUUGGUUAUGUAUGUGGGAAAGAGGGAAACCAUCGGUUUGUGGCUAUCAAAACGGCUCAGUCUGCUGAGCCUGUGAUCCUUGACCUCCGUGACCUUUUCCAGUUGAUUUAUGAGAUUAAGCAGAGGGAAGAAAUCGAGAAGAAAGCUCAGAAGGACAAGCAGUGCGAACAAGCUGUUUAUCAGACCAUUUUGGAGGAAGAUGUGGAGGAUCCCGUGUAUCAGUACAUUGUAUUUGAGGCGGGACACGAGCCCAUCCGUGACCAAUCAGAGGAGAGCAUAUAUCAGGUCCCUACCAGCCAACAAAAGGAGGGAGUUUAUGACGUCCCAAAGCGACAUCCAAAUAUCAACCAGUUAGAGCUUUUUGGAGACAUGUCCACCCCUCCUGAUAUCACGUCCCCCUCGACCCCAGCAUCUCCAGCUAAUACUCUGGACCCCACGCUGGCCCACCAGACUCCAUCCGAACUGUUCACCCCCUUCAACCCCGCCUCUGUACCCUCAGGUUAUGUGACAAUGGGAGCCGUGCCGCCUGCAUGGGCGCAGCAACAGUUCGCCGCUCAGGCUCCAUUAGCGUUUGGCGUCCAGUCCCCAGUGCCCGUCGCGCAGGUCUUACCAGGCGCUCAACCUCUGAUCUGGGGUCAAGCCAACCUUUUCCCUGCCACCCAGCAACAGUGGGCCGCGAUGGCAGGGGCUCACUUUUCGCCUGCCGCUUUCAUGCCUGCCCAGACAGUAGGGCCGCUUUCUGCUGCCAUGUUUCAGACACUGGCUCCCAUGGCGGUGCCCGUGUCCUGCGAGAUGCCCGCGGCAGCCAUGGGUGGAGCCGUGGCAGGAACCUCGGCCUCCACGGCCUCUAGUCCGCAGCACGGAGAAUGCACGCUGCAGAGACAGGAAAAGAUAAGCAAGGAGAUGUUUAAGGACUUCCAGAUGGCAAAGCCGCCCACCAUGCCUGCCAGGAAGAGCGAGCAGCUUAGCCUGUCCAGCACCACAGACGCUUUCUCCAGCUACUUCAACAGAGUGGGAAUGGCGCAAGACACAGACGACUGCGACGACUUCGACAUCUCGCAGAUGAACCUCACGCCUGUCACUUCCACCACGCCCUCCACCAACUCACCACCCACCCCGGCCCCCCGGCAGAGUUCUCCAUCAAAGUCCUCAUCCCACGCCAGUGACCCGCCCACCGAUGACUCUUUUGGUGAGGCAGAGGGCAGCCCUAGUCGGAGCGGAGAGGAGGAUGCUGCUGGAGACUCCCAGCAGUCUCCGGGUGCGAGUGAGCCUCAAGCAGAGCCUGAGAGCUCAGAGACGGACAGUCCUCAGGUCGGUAGCUAGAUAGCGGCAGGUCAGGGUAGGUAUCUGUCCUCUUUUUUCUUCUCUUCUGCGUGUCGGCCUGCUUCAACCACCAUGACGUCACGUCAGCACGCCUUCACCCGUCCUCACCACCAUUACAUAGACCCACACAUCGUGGCCGUGUGUCGUGGUGCUCUUUCUUUCCUCUCUCUUUUGUCUUUAUGCUUGUUCUGCUCUCUAACUCUCUUUAGGCUGGGUUCACACAGUCAGUGUACUAACAGGUGUGACUCUUGAUUUGUCCUGUUAAUAUAAUUAUAGAUCUGAAUUCAAUCCUCUGUAACCUGUGUGAUCUUGAAUAAUGCCUGUAGUGAUAUGGUAACCAUCGUUUAACAAUAGUAAAUAUCAAGACUU